AUGGCUUCGCCAUCGACCUGCGAUCCAACCGAAAGAUUCGUUCGCAUCGUAAACGACGCCCUCCACGCACUCCGUGCCAACAACUGGGGCUACCUGGAGUCCUGCCACCCUGAACAUGCACAUCUGGCUUUCGGCAAUGGGGCUGAUAUAUGGUUCAUAUAUACUAAAAACAAGGAGCUGCAUGCCGCAAGUACAGAGCCAGAUCUAGCCUCUUUACUGGCGGUGAUAUUCAAACGCAAGAUUGGCAGUGAGGAAGAGGUCAAAAUACAGCGAAUAACUGCCGACGUCUCCGUUUGCGUGAACGAUGAGGAGGUUCCGUUCUCAGAUCCGCACUCCGAGCACGAACCCGAGUUCCGAUUACUGAAGACGGAAUCCGUGAUAAGCAUUGGUGACAUGGACUUUAUAUUUCACUUCAUGAAAGAUGAGCCAUUUGCACCUACCCACUGUCAUCGCUACGUGGUCGACACGAACCAGGUUGUACUCGGGCAGGGAGGCGAAGGAGUCGUAUACGCUGCGCGGCAUGCCAGGACGAAUCAGGCAGUCGCCGUGAAGUGUACAUUUGUACCUCCGGGCGCAAUGCAUAGAGAGGCAGUUCAACUACGCCUAUGGUAUGAACUAGGACACCACAACAACAUCCUUUCUCCGUCCGACUGGUUCAUGCAUCCAGAAUCCAUCUAUAAUGACGAUAAAUUGCUCUGCAUUGUUUCCUCCAUGGCGGCGUACAAUAGCUUGGAGUGCUACGUCGAGCACGAAGGCGCCCUGACGGAAUUCGUUGCGCGCUCCGUCAUGGUGCAGAUCAUCGAGGGUCUCAUGUUCUUACACGGCCGUGGAAUUCUUCAUCGGGACAUGAAGGCUGAGAACAUUCUUGUCUUUCACAAAGACAAAAGAGGUCGCCUCAGUGUCAAAAUCUCGGAUUUCGGGAUCUCACAGUACACAUUGACCAUGAGUCAAUCAGUGAGUCCAGCAGGUACAGCAGCUUGGGCCGCACCCGAGCUUCUCAAUCGCCAAUUUACCGAGCGCAGCGAUGCAUACGGUGCAGGCCUGAUCAUGUUCUUCAUCCUAUUUGCCACGCGUCCCUUCUUGCUCUUACCAAACAAGCGGCGACGGCCUUUGAUUGAGCAGAUAUCGCGGAGGGUGUCCCAGCUGUUCCUGAUUGAUGACAGCCAAAUCACCUCCGAGAGCGAGGGCCGGCGAUUGACCCGAAGCGCAGCUCGAGAGCUCAUCACAGCUCAAACGCGGGAGGAUCGUCCAGCCAGGACCACCAUCAACCUAACGCCAGAGUGUCGAGAGCUCUUGAAAGCUCUGACGCAGGAGGAUCCGUUCGCCAGACCCACUCCUCGGGAAGCCAGAAAGUAUCAAUGGCUCACGCUAGGAAAGCCGCCAUCGCCUUACCACGCUGAGUUGCUUCGCUGGAAAGAUCCUCUCGCAAUCAAGGCUCGCCAACGCAGCAUUUACGCCGGCACCCGGAAACCAAUCAACCAGUGGCUGCCGAGGGAGGAGACUUUGUAUACGCCCACAGAACCAGGAUCCCGGAUAUCGGACGCGAACUCACCGGAAGCCCAGGCCGCGGAAGGAGGGGUGAAGGCCAUUCCGAAAUCCGAGGGCGAGGAAGCAGUCUCGAACCAUGCGGACCCUACUUGUGUGGAUGCGCACGCAGAAGCUGCUGUUAACAUUGUCGAUAGAGACUCAGAUAUCGUCGACGGACAAGGCGAAGAGACGGUCACGGUGGUUGCACCGGUCCUCAGACGGUCCUUGCGCGUGCGGGAACAGCGCGGGGCUCGUGUCACGCGUGCGCCCGUCAAAGCGUUGCCGAAAGCAAAGAAGGGCCAGACAGUCCGGAGGCAGCAACAGGAGAUGACGCGGGCGGGCGACAAGCGCAAGUUGCUUCACCCAGAUGCCGAGGCGACUAACAAGAAGCGCAGAGUGUAG
Punctularia strigosozonata HHB-11173 SS5 is the source of this 1929-nucleotide messenger RNA. Its product is annotated as kinase-like protein. NCBI's taxonomy places the organism in Eukaryota, Fungi, Basidiomycota, Agaricomycetes, Corticiales, Punctulariaceae. The record is from RefSeq and is a predicted model, not a curated record. Gene Ontology annotation, molecular function: protein serine/threonine kinase activity; ATP binding. Gene Ontology annotation, biological process: mitotic DNA damage checkpoint signaling; protein phosphorylation. Gene Ontology annotation, cellular component: cytoplasm; nucleus. Bases 1 to 1929 code for a protein of 642 amino acids. The transcript has 12 exons.